Molecule: messenger RNA, 4267 nt
Organism: Puntigrus tetrazona (Sumatra barb)
Lineage: Eukaryota; Metazoa; Chordata; Actinopteri; Cypriniformes; Cyprinidae
Product: E3 ubiquitin-protein ligase TRIM39-like
Exons: 8
Coding region: 184-1776 (530 amino acids)
Molecular function (GO): zinc ion binding; protein binding
Source: RefSeq, a predicted model, not a curated record
GUGAAACUAAAUAGAUAAAUAAUAGUAACCUGUAAGCUUUUAAACUCUUUAAAAAGAACAUUAGUGAAACAUUCAAAGACAAAAGUGAGCAGGAGCAGAGCUGAUUCUCACAGACUAAACCAAUUGAAGUUACAUAAAAAUUGUUCUGGGCUCCUGGCCCCUCCACGUAUUAUUAUCCCAGCUAUGUCUUCCUCCAGUGAUCUUCUAGCUGAGGAGCUUCAGUGUUCAGUGUGUCUGGAUGUGUUCACUGAUCCAGUCAGUACUCCAUGUGGACACAACUUCUGUAAGAGCUGCCUGAACCGGUGCUGGGAAAACAGUCAGGAGUGCAAAUGUCCAUUCUGUAAAGAAACAUUCAGUAAAAGACCCGACCUCAAGAUCAACACAGCGCUUAGACAGGUUGUGCAACUCUUUCAGGAAAAAAUCAAUUUGAGUGAAUCUGAUGUUCUCUGUGAUGUCUGUGAAGACAGAAAGCUGAAAGCCCUGAAGUCCUGUCUGCUGUGUCAGACCUCUUACUGUGAAACUCACCUGGAGCCUCAUCAGAGAGUCCCAAACUUAAAGAAACACAAACUGAUGGACCCUGUGAAGAACAUAAAGGACUAUAUUUGCCAAAAACAUGAAAGACCUCUGGAGCUGUUCUGUAGAGAUGAUCAGACACGUAUAUGUGUAUUCUGCACUGAUGGAGACCACAAGACUCACAACACUUUUCCCAUAGAGAAGGAGGCUAAAAAGAAGAAGACUCAGCUGAUGAAGACACAGAAAGACGUGCAGCAGAUGAUCCAGGACAGAAUCAGGAAGAUUCAAGACAUCAAACUCUCAGCAGAUCUCAGAAAAAAAAACACAGAGCAAGAGAAAGCAGCCAGUGUUGAGCUCUUCAGCGAUCUGAUGCGCUCCAUUGAGAGAUGUCAGACUGAGCUGCUGGAGAUGUUGGAGGAGAAGCAGAAAGCAGCAGAGAAACAGGAGGAGAAGCUGAUUCAAGAGCUGCAGCAGGAAAUCACUGAGCUCAAGAUGAGAAACACUGAGCUGGAUCAUCUCUUACACACCGAGGAUCACCUCCAGCUCCUACAGAUUGAUCCAUCCCUGUGCGGUCCUCCACACACCAGGAACUGUCCUGAGAUCAGUAUGAGCCCUGAUGUGAGUGUGGAGACUCUGAGGAGAGCCCUGACUCAGCUGCAGGAGACUCUAGACCAGAAACUCAGUCAGUCUGUGUUGAGGAGGAUGCAGCAGUAUGCAGUGGAUGUGACUCUGGAUCCUGAUACAGCUCAUCCAUAUCUCAUCCUGUCUAAUAACGGGAAACAAGUCAGACAUGGAGACAUUAAGCAAAUGCUCCCAGAUCACCCAGAGAGGUUUGAUAAGUGUGCCUGUGUCCUGGGGAAAGAGGGAUUCUCCUCAGGGAGAUUUUAUUUUGAGGUACAAGUGAAGGGAAAGGUUGGAUGGUCUUUAGGAGUGGUCAGAAAAUCUAUUCACAGAAAGGGAAAGAUCACAGUGAGUCCUCAGGAUGGAUUCUGGACUGUAGCUCUGUGGAAUGAGAACGAAUAUAGAGCUCAUCUUGGUCCAUCUGUCUCUCUGUCUCUGAGAGUGAAACCACAGAAGGUGGGGGUGUUUGUGGAUUACGAGGAGGGUCUGGUCUCCUUCUGUGACGUGGAGUCCAGAUCUCAUAUCUACUCCUUCACUGGUCAGUCUUUCAUUGAGAAUCUCUAUCCAUUCUUUAGCUCAUUUCCUAACGAUAAAGGAAAAAGUUCAGCUCCAAUGAUAAUCGUACCUGUUCAUUUAAAAUGAAUUCAUUUAUAGCAACAAAUCUGUGUUUAUACAAAUGAUUUAUUCUGAAUUUACCUUCAGAUUUGCAAAUGUUACAUAUUUCUAAAUUGAACAUGACGAAACGUGUUCACAAUUUUUUAUUAUUCCAUUAACGAGAUUUUUGCUUAUUACAAAAAAACAGCGAAUGAUUUAAUGUAAUUUUAAAGUAAAAUGCCAUUGAAUGUACCAUUUCUGGAAGCUUAAAAAAAUCUCGUCCUAUCAUUUACAGUAAAAGACGAUAUUUACAGUGUUUACAGUAUAUUAGGGUUUGGGUCACAAUUUUAAUGAAUGUUUAUUGCCAUAUUUUAGCUCUCAGGGAUAUAGACCUUUUUCCCCCCAUUUCUGUUUUUUUCUCUUCCCAUGUGCUCCCUGUGACCCAGUUUCUCCCUCGUGUUGAUUAUGUCAUUUGUUUCAGGUGUGUCUAGUCGUUAGUCCCGUAACUGUCUGUGUAUUUAAGAUCUCGUCCAUUCGGUUAGUGUUUGUUGAUUCUUGAACGUCUUCGUGUUUGUUUCUGUGUCUCCUACGUUCCUUCAGUGUUAAAGACGAUUAAAGCCUCCUCGUUCCGUGCGUUCCUUGCCACGGAAGCGUAUAGUCCACAAGAGAGCUGAAUUUAUAAAAGUGACCCCGUUCAAAAGUUUGGAAAUCAUAGAGAAAAUAAUAAACGGGAUGUAUAUGUUUAUUUACGUGAUUGAGAUUUUUAAUGAAAAGUUACUCACGUCUACGUUAAGCUUCGGCUAUGCAGUUCUGCAGUGUCUAAGUAGGCUAUAAAGUGAACACUUCGCUGUGUAAUCUGUUUUACUAAAUACAGUAUCUAUGUGAAGGUUAAGAGUACCAUCUGCUUGACUCAUAUCAGCCUCUGUCACUGUGUUUUCUCUGUUCUGGCUAUUGACAAACAGAAAUGUGGCUGUCCUGCCCCAGGGUCCUGUCCAACACACACAGACACACACACACACACACACACACACCACAAAGCAAAAUAUCCUAUGACAGGGGAGGAAGGCUCUGUCUCUGUAGGCAACACAGAAGGUCCAGCCAUGCUGACACUGAGUUAGAGAGACAGACAAAUCUCUAACAGACUGUUCCUGACACAAGAAUUAUUGUUAUACAGCUGUAUUACAGCAGAGAUGUGUGUGCAUGCUAAAUAGAAGAGCUUUAGAAGUAAACGUUUCAUGCAUCACAAUCAUUAUUUUUCAUAACGAGGUUAAAUGCAAAAUUAUAAAUAUUUAUUCUGAUUUGGUUUGAAAAAAACUUGCUAAACUUACAUUAUAAAAUGCAUAUUUUAUUAACAUAUUUUAUUAGACAUUUCUAAUGCUAUUUCCCAUGAUAUGUUCCCACACAAAAAAAGUCUUCCAUUCUGAGACGUACAGUAAUGAAUAUCCGUGCAAUUAUUUUACUUACAUAUUUAUUUAUAUCGUAAAUAAUGCUAGUAGGUAAUCGAUUAACCCCUUAGCACAGAGUGGGAUUUUAAGUAAGCAAUUAAAGCUUUAUAGUUUCAUGCAAAUACUAUAUAUAUUAUAUAUAGAAACACAUUGUCUGUAAUAGAAGAUGCAUAUUUGAUUGAGGCAAAAAAGCCAAGCAUUUUUCAAUAUGAUAGUAUAAUAGGAAUUAUGGGAUAAAUUUAUUAACAUAGUCCUAAAUCUAAAGGUCUAAUCUUUUAAAUCUGUAUAAUUACUGGUUUGCUUUAAAUGAUUAUGAUCUUAGCGGUGUAACCCUGUUAUUAUUAAUGACAUUUUCAAUUAGAAGUAAGCCUUUGUGUUGGUAUUAAUGAUGAAGUUACUGAUGAACUGCAAUGUAGUUAGUUUAAAAAUAUUUUACUACAGCACAUAUUUACUCACUCAGACACUAAUAAUUUAAUAAUGUGCCUUCAAAAAUAGCUAGAGACAGAUUUGGUGAAGAAUAGAGAUGGUUCUGAUGGUUGAUUGUAUAUAAAUAAGGCAGCCUAGCUUGCCUUGUUUUUUAUUUUCAGUUAAGGAUGAGGUGGAAGUGUGUAGUAAUCUUCAGUUAGAGAGUGUGUGUGUGUGUGGAGGUCAAAGCCUCGACAUGAAUGGCGUCCAGGUGGACAUCCAGAGAAGCUCUGACUUGAGGAAAUGCCACUGAGCAUGUGAUGUGCUUCGUUAGUUUUGCUGAAUACCAUUGCAGCUCACUGCUGGGUGGACUGGGAAAAGCUGUGUGUUUCUGUACUUUGGUCUUUGUUCAUCGAUGUAAAACGUUUUGUUAUUCUCAAGUGUACACCACAAGCUCACAUGUGACAGUGACACCUCCACCUGCCACUGAUUCCAGCUCUUUGUAGCCAAAUAAAAGCACACAAUGAUGACAGGCACAGUAGAGUGACCGUACAUCCUGUUUUCUCAAUUGCAUAAAAUGCACAGAUUUACAAUAUUUUCCCUUUACAAGUAUUUUUUACUUUACAAGUAAUCUUCCCUUAUUGUUCAGCUUUAGCUUAUUGCUAAUCACUAAAACCUUUUUGACCAAA